AUGCCUUUCUUCGAUCCGAACCUCGUCAAGUUCAAGCAUGUGCAUGUAAUUCCGGUACGCGCAGCAGGGUUUUAUGGGGCCGCAUGUGGAUCCUCCCGGGGCCAUACCCCACUAAAGCAUCCGGGGGUUGAACAUGGCCGGCGCCGCCGAGCAAGGAAAAAAAAAAAAAAAAACUUAACGGCAGAAAAUGCCGGACCUACCUCCAGAGAGCUCAGGAUGGCAGAGCAACAGCAGCAACCGGCACAGGGCACACCGCCCAAGACCUCGGCCGCCUCCGCGUCGUCCGCCGCCGUCCCUCCCGGAUACACCCUCUUCCCAGGCCGCAUCCCUGCACCCCUGCAGAGACUCUUUGCCCGCUUCCCGCUCUACACAUACCCGGCCAACGACCUCCCUGCACGAUGUCCUCGGCCCCGCGAGAGCAACAGCAGCGGCAGCAGCAGUCUGCCGACGCUGUACGUCUUCAUCUCCGAUGAGGAUGCCGCCAAGGGCCGGCCUAGCUUCAACCCUACUUGCCUCAAGUGGCAGACAUUCCUUCGCAUAGCAGGCGUCGAGGUCCAAAUCCUGCCGUCGACGAACCACGCAUCCCCGACCGGCGCUCUCCCCUUCCUCCUCCCGCCAUCCUCUCCCACACCAAUACCGGCAAGCAAACUCCAAGCUUACGCCGCAGCCGCCACCAAAACCAACAACACCUCGCAACAAAACCAACAGUCAGAACCACCGACCACCAGCACCCUGACCAAGGAAUCCGAAGCCCUCUACACCUCGCUAGUCGACCACCCCAUCCGCCGCGCCUGGCUGCACGCCCUGUAUCUCGAUCCCGCCAACACCCAGCUCCUGACCUCGCUGUACCUGUCCCCAGCGAGCCGCUCUGCGCUGGCCCAGCGUGCGCUCCACGCGCAGCUCCGCGCCGCCGCGCACGCCGAGCUGGCCGCGUCGCACAACGGCGUCGACAGUCCCGCGGCCGAGACGCUGCGCGCCGACGCGGCGAGGGCGUUUGCGAGCCUGAGCGCCGAGCUGCUUCCGGAGGACGACGGUGGGCGCGACGCACGGCCGUGGUUCGCCGGCCCCGCCGGCCCGGGCCUGCUCGAUGCCGCCGUCUUUGCCUACACGCACCUGCUGCUCUCGCUGCCGUGGGGCGACAGGUCGCUCGCCGAGGCGCUGGUGGCUGAGGCCCCGGCGCUGGUGGACCAUCGGGAUCGCAUGCUGGAGAGGCUCUGGGGCGUGGGUGUACGUGCUGAGGAUUGCGGUGCUUCUGUGGAGUGGGAGAAGGUUUGA
This is a messenger RNA of Pyricularia pennisetigena, 1275 nucleotides long. RefSeq lists its product as uncharacterized. The transcript is spliced from 3 exons. Gene Ontology annotation, biological process: mitochondrion organization. Bases 1 to 1275 code for a protein of 424 amino acids. NCBI's taxonomy places the organism in Eukaryota, Fungi, Ascomycota, Sordariomycetes, Magnaporthales, Pyriculariaceae. Gene Ontology annotation, cellular component: SAM complex. The record is from RefSeq and is a predicted model, not a curated record.